GAUGUGAUGUGAAACAUAGCGAUUCAUCCCACAGUCUUGAACGCAGCACCAAACCUGGUUUAAAGAAGCGUGAGGAGGAGGAGGGAGAAGAAGAAGAAGUCAGCCGACUUUGAGGCAACAUUAACCUCCCUACUUUGUCGGGGAGAGUCGUUCAAAUUCAACCCACACUUGACAUCGUAGUGGGAAGGCGACAUUUGAACGAUUCUCCUGCUCGUACAGGAUGGCAGAGCAAACUAGCAGUGUGAGAUAUCAGGAGCUGGUGAAUCAUGAGGAGGAGCCACUCCCACCAUCUCAAGAGGGUCCUGCUCAGGAUGCACCACCACCCCCUUACAGCACUGUGGUUGCAGCAAAUUCAGCUUUCUUUGAAUAUAAGGAAGAUGGGGGAAGAUUCCCCAACCCACCGUCCUACAAUGUGGCCACCACUUUGCCCUCCUAUGAUGAAGCAGAAAGAAGCAAAGUGGAGGCAGCCGUCCCUCUUGUCAACGGGAGAGUCACCGAUGAGGACUUUGUGGCCAGAGACGACUUUGAGGACGCCGACCAGCUGCGAAUAGGAAAUGACGGCAUAUUCAUGCUGACUUUCUUUAUGGCAUUCCUCUUCAACUGGAUCGGCUUCUUCUUGUCCUUCUGUUUGACCACAUCAGCUGCUGGACGAUACGGCGCCAUCUCGGGCUUCGGCCUGUCCCUGAUCAAAUGGGUUCUUAUCGUCAGGUUUUCAACCUACUUCCCUGGCUACUUUGAUGGCCAGUACUGGUUGUGGUGGGUGUUCCUGGCUUUGGGCUUCAUGCUGUUCAUCAGGGGCUUUGUUAACUACUCCAGAGUGCGCAAACUUGCAGAUCCUGCGUAUGCCAGUCUACCCAGAACAAGAGUUCUAUUCAUCUAUUAGACUGAGCUCGUCGGACGUGGAAGACACGACGCACACAAAUCAAAGCGAUGAGUCGUCUGAGCUAAAGGAAGAAGCGAUUGGGGUACUAGUGGAUGGAUGACUUUAGUUUGCAAGCGUUUUAAGAGCAGGUUGAACUGUAAUAGUCCCUCAGUGUACUCGUUAGUGGCGCAUGUUCACCUGCUAUUUUCAUCUGGUCUGUUAACUUUUGUUUUCGCUGGACUACAGGCACGACGCUCACGUCACCAGCUGUUGUUAGCAUGCGGCGUCACCACGUGCUUUUGUCGGGACCGUUUCCACUCGUACAACAUGUGAGGCCAGUCUUAUAAGUACCAUACACUAUAUGGACAAAAGUAUUGGGACACAGGGCAGGGGUGUCCAAACUUUUUCCACUGAGGCCCGCAUACAGAAAGAUUGAAAGAUGCCAAGGACCUCAUCUAUUUUACUCUAUUAAACACGCUAUAACCAAUCUAAUGUACAUAACACAUUUGCCAGAAAUGAUUAGAACAAAUUAAAUCUUAAUCAAACAAUCGUAAUGACUUUUAAAAAAGUUUUUGGGGUGUGUAAACCAUAAAGACAGAAUUCACUGAUAACAACUAUAACUGCAAUAGGUUAAUGAUGUCUCCUUUUUGAAUGUGUGUGUUCAGUUUCCUAUAUUCAGACUAGUUGUGGCUAUAAUAGAAUCGAGUUGAUUACAGUGGAAUCUUAAUUUCCGAACUUAAUUGGGUCUUGAACAUGGAGAAGUUCAUAUAUAAAAGCAGAGUUCCCCAUAAGAGACAUUGUAAACAUGAAUAGUAGGCUCCAGCCUCGGCAAAAGUCCCGAUUUUAUUGAAGGUUUGUACACUUUGGACACAAUAUAAAGUGUUACACAUUACUGUAUAUCAAAACACAGGUGCAAUGUUCUAUUUAAUAACAAGUUGAACUUUGCUGUAUGCACUGCACUGCCAACACACACACAGAAGCCAUUAUGGUGUCCUCCCAAGCAAUCAGACAUCCUAAAACUUUAACAACCAUAUUGCUACAAUAAUAAACAUUUAAAAAAGUGACAUCACUCACAUUGACAAGGAGCUAAAUGGAAAGAGUGGACAGACAGUGAGAUAGAAAAAAGUGGGAUUGGCGCCUACUUGGUCAAUCAUACUUGGGAGUGCCAUUAAAUAACCUCCUAAGGCCCAAGCUGUUUGUUUACAUGCUUUUUUUUAAUUUCUCUUUGCUAUUUGGGCUUAUUGGACCCUAAUUAGAAUAAAAACUAAGAAUCAUCUUUUGAUAUGAUGUACUUAGUCCAUAAGUACACAAACGUGUACUUAAUGUUUAGUGACAUGCUAAUUCUUAUUUUUACACUUUUUUUUUUUCCAAAUUCCAUUGUACACUACCGUUCAAAAGUUUGGGGUCACCCAAACAAUUUUUUGGAAUAGCCUUCAUUUCUAAGAACAAGAAUAGACUGUCGAGUUUCAGAUGAAAGUUCUCUUUUUCUGGCCAUUUUGAGCGUUUAAUUGACCCCACAAAUGUGAUGCUCCAGAAACUCAAUCUGCUCAAAGGAAGGUCCGUUUUGUAGCUUCUGUAACGAGCUAAACUGUUUUCAGAUGUGUGAACAUGAUUGCACAAGGCUUUUCUAAUCAUCAAUUAGCCUUCUGAGCCAAUGAGCAAACACAUUGUACCAUUAGAACACUGGAGUGAUAGUUACUGGAAAUGGGCCUCUAUACACCUAUGUAGAUAUUGCACCAAAAAGCAGACAUUUGCAGCUAGAAUAGUCAUUUACCACACUAGCAAUGUAUAGAGUGUAUUUCUUUAAAGUUAAGACUAGUUUAACGUUAUCUUCAUUGAAAAGUACAGUGCUUUUCCUUCAAAAAUAAGGACAUUUCAAUGUGACCCCAAACUUUUGAACUGUAGUGUAUGUUAUACUCUUCUGACACCACCAGAUGGCAGUAUAAGUGUCCACAUAAGCGCCAUAAAACCCCAAUUCAGUAUUGUACACAAUUUUGGAAAUAAGGGCUAAAAGGUGCUGUCCACUAGGGCUGCAACUAACAACUAAUUUGAUAAUCGAUUAAUCUGUCGAUUAUUACUUCGAUUAAUCAUCGGAUAAAAGAGACAAACUAAAUUUCUAUCCUUUCCAGUAUUUUAUUGGAAAAAAACAGCAUACUGGCACCAUACUUAUUUUGAUUAAAGUUUCUCAGCUGUUUGUAAAUGUUGCAGUUUAUAAAUAAAGGUUUAUAAAAA
Messenger RNA from Entelurus aequoreus (snake pipefish), 3094 nucleotides. Its product is annotated as NEDD4 family-interacting protein 1-like. The record is from RefSeq and is a predicted model, not a curated record. Lineage: Eukaryota; Metazoa; Chordata; Actinopteri; Syngnathiformes; Syngnathidae. Bases 221 to 883 code for a protein of 220 amino acids. Gene Ontology annotation, cellular component: Golgi apparatus; perinuclear region of cytoplasm; endoplasmic reticulum. The transcript has 8 exons. Gene Ontology annotation, biological process: ubiquitin-dependent protein catabolic process; positive regulation of protein ubiquitination; vacuolar transport. Gene Ontology annotation, molecular function: WW domain binding.